ACAAAUGCGCAUUUUAUCAUCAGAAAAAUAUCGUUGUGAUCAUAUGUGCUGAUUGUUAUGUAAAAUGAAGUCGGUGCCACAUUGCCUUGCCCAUAACGAAAGACACGCACACGCGCAUCACGUCUUGUGCUAAGAAGGUCAAAUUUGCUUGCGCCGGUUGCGCAAUCGGCGCACGCAAAGUCAAUCUAUCCCCAAUCUGCUCACGACCCCCCCCCCCCCCUGCACCCCCCACUCCCCCGCCCACAGUCCCUUUAUGGUGUGACAGAGGAGGGGAAAAAAAGUUGUCACGGUUCGAAAUCAUUGUCGGCCUCCCCAGCCAAUCAUCGAUUUGGACGCCAAAAAAGUGAAUAUAAAAACGCGCGCGCUAAUCAAGUGAUGCCAAUCAGUGUUUGGACUUUAAUCCUAAAGAAAGCGCGUUUUUUCUCCCCCCCUCCCAUCUGCGCGCGCACACAAUGCGUUUCUCUCACGCCGGCUUGACUUUGCUGAUGCUUUCGGCCGCAGUGUGCCUGUGCGAGCAGCAGGCGCAGACGCAGCAGUCGGAGGAGCCGUCCGAGUCGUGCUCCGGCUGCGACUUGCGCCAGCAAAUCAAAAGCAUGCGCCUGAACGCCAUCAAGUCCCAAAUCCUGAGCAAGCUGCGCAUGAAGGAGGCGCCCAACAUCAGCCGCGACGUGGUCAAGCAGCUCCUGCCCAGGGCGCCGCCGCUGCAGCAGCUGCUGGACCAGUACGACGUCCUGGGGGACGACAACCGCGACCGCGCGGUCGUGGACGAGGACGACGAGCACGCCGUCACCGAGACCAUCAUGUUGAUGGCCACGGAGCCCGAGCCGGAGGUGCAAGCCGACGGCUCGCCCAAAUGCUGCCUGUUCACGCUGAGCCCCAAGUUCCAGGCGAGCCGCGUGUUGCGGGCGCAGCUGUGGGUGUACCUGCGGCCGGCCGAGGAGCCCACCGCCGUCUUCCUGCAGAUCUCGCGGCUGACGCCGGCGUCGGACGGCGGGCGGCGCGUGCGCGUGCGCUCGCUCAAGCUGGACGUGAAGGCCGGGGCGGGCUCCUGGCAGAGCAUCGACGUCAAGCAAGUGCUGAGCGUGUGGUUGCGACAACCCGACACCAACUGGGGCAUCCACAUCAACGCCUACGACAACGCCGGCAACGACUUGGCCGUCACCUCCGCCGAGCCGGGCGAGCAAGGCCUGCAACCCUUCAUGGAGGUGAAGCUGAGCGAGGGUCCGCGGCGCCCGCGCAGGGACUCGGGCCUGGACUGCGACGAGAACUCGCCAGAGUCGCGCUGCUGCCGCUACCCGCUGACCGUGGACUUCGAGGACUUUGGCUGGGACUGGAUUAUCGCGCCCAAACGCUACAAGGCCAACUACUGCUCGGGCGAGUGCGAGUACAUGCACCUGCAGAAGUACCCGCACACCCACCUGGUGAACAAAGCCAACCCGCGGGGGAACGCCGGCCCGUGCUGCACCCCCACCAAGAUGUCGCCCAUCAACAUGCUCUACUUCAACCGCAAAGAGCAGAUCAUCUACGGCAAGAUCCCGUCCAUGGUGGUGGAUCGCUGCGGCUGCUCUUGAGCCCCCCGGCCCGCCCCCAGCCCAUCACGAGAGAGUAGGGAGCUGUUGAGGGGGGCCUUUUCCACCCCCCCCAAACACCAAUUCUGGUCUUUUUCCUGGUGCGGUCGAGGCCCCGAUAAGCCCAAGGCGCUCACGCAGCUUACUGUCGCUUCCUUUCGCUCCUCCGCGAGGGCGACGCUAGCCAUAGACAACAAGGCUUUCGCAAUCAUCACUUGGGCCCCCACGGCGCAUUUUCGCUGACCGUAUCUCAAAACAAAAAAACAAAACCCGGUCGUCUCC
Molecule: messenger RNA, 1850 nt
Organism: Hippocampus zosterae (dwarf seahorse)
Lineage: Eukaryota; Metazoa; Chordata; Actinopteri; Syngnathiformes; Syngnathidae
Gene: mstnb
Product: myostatin b
Exons: 3
Coding region: 453-1571 (372 amino acids)
Biological process (GO): SMAD protein signal transduction
Cellular component (GO): extracellular region
Molecular function (GO): growth factor activity; cytokine activity
Source: RefSeq, a predicted model, not a curated record